This is a messenger RNA of Lithohypha guttulata, 4716 nucleotides long. RefSeq lists its product as uncharacterized. The coding region runs from base 1 to 4716 and encodes 1571 amino acids. Lineage: Eukaryota; Fungi; Ascomycota; Eurotiomycetes; Chaetothyriales; Trichomeriaceae. Gene Ontology annotation, molecular function: histone H3K9 demethylase activity; histone H3K36 demethylase activity. The record is from RefSeq and is a predicted model, not a curated record. Gene Ontology annotation, cellular component: chromatin; nucleus. Gene Ontology annotation, biological process: regulation of gene expression; chromatin remodeling. The transcript is spliced from 2 exons.
AUGGCAGCUCUUCAAUGCAAUGAGCCCCUUUCGCCGUCAUUCUCUUUCUCAGGCAACCGGAUCAAACACGAAUUCAAUCCCGACGUCAACUCCCUCCCAAGUCCGCCGACGACCAAUGAAGGAGCAGAAGGCAGCCACAAGGAAGAUGACGCUGUCUCUACAAGCAGCCUCUCCGAUUUGGAUGAGACUGUGGAUCUCGAUAUGAAUAUGAAUGAUCUCGACGAACAACUUAACCGACAACGUUUUGAAGAUGCUGCACGCGCGGGCGCAGAGGCUGAACAACAUGCUAAAAUCAAGCCGCACCACUAUGAGGGCGGCGUGCCAGUCUUCCAACCUACUAUGGAAGAGUUUAGAGAUUUCCAAGCAUUUAUGGCUCAGGCCGAUGCCUACGGAAUGCAAAGUGGCAUUAUCAAGAUCGUGCCUCCUGAAGAAUGGAAAGCCGCCCGAAAAGCCCUCGACGACCUGGUAAAGCAUAUCAAGAUCAAGAACCCUCUCACGCAAGAGUUUCAUGGUGCACAAGGUGUUUACACUCAACGCAAUAUGGAGAAGAUCAGGUCCUACAACCUGCCUCAGUGGAAGGCCGUAUGUGAACAAACCGAGAACCAACCACCAGCAAAGAGGGGCGAAAAAAGACUGAAUGCAGAUAAGCUACUGGGAAGAGGUACUAAGAAAAAGACUGAAGGAACACCAACUCCGGAAACUGGGAAGAGGCGAGGACGCCCUGUCAAGAAACGAGAGAGCACAACUGAGCCUGAUACUUCCCUUGUCGCCCCUCUUACGCCAACCAGUCCUGACCUCGAUUCGGUCAAGAUCAAGGUCGAACCUGCUGAAGAUGAAGCCGACGGAGAAGUCAAGCGAGAAGAAACUCUCGGUCCUGCCAAACGUGGUCGCAAGCCCAGAGGACGACAGCCUAGAACUACGACCAAGAAAGAGCCGGGCGCUGGCAAAAGCACUGAGACCACAGUCGCCACCAGGAGACUCAAGAAUGUUGGUGCAGCGUCUGAUGUGAUCGACGAGGAAGCAUUUCAAGACUUUGACUACCGAACCUAUGACCACGAUCAAUGGACCCAAGAACGUUGUGACGAGCUCGAAGAGAAGUACUGGAAAUCAUUGAACUUUAGCAAUCCCAUGUAUGCCGCUGACAUGCCUGGUUCACUCUUCGACCAAGACACAAAAGAAUGGAACGUCGCGAAACUACCAAAUCUCUUGGAUCUCCUCGGUGCUCCAAUUCCUGGUGUCAAUACUGCCUAUCUUUACCUCGGAAUGUGGCGGGCAACUUUCGCCUGGCAUCUCGAGGACGUUGACCUCUACAGCAUCAACUACAUCCACUUCGGUGCUCCUAAGCAAUGGUACAGUAUCUCUCAGAAAGAUGCUCCGAAGUUUGAAGCAGCCAUGAAGUCCAUUUGGCCAUCUGAUGCAAAGAACUGCGACCAAUUUCUUCGACACAAAACCUACCUUGUUUCACCGUCCAUUCUUAAAUCCAAGUAUGGUGUUCAGGUGAAUAAAGUCGUACACCGUGAGGGCGAGUUUGUUAUCACCUUUCCCAUCGGCUAUCAUUCUGGUUACAAUCUAGGUUACAACUGUGCCGAGUCGGUCAAUUUCGCCAUUGAGAAUUGGCUUGAGUAUGGACAAACUGCCAGAAAGUGCCAAUGCGAGGCCGAUAGCGUUUUCAUUGACGUCGAUUGGUUUGUUCGCAGGAUGAACGGUGAGCCAAGUCCUGAAUUCGAGGAAGUCGAGAUUACCGAUGAUGAAGACGAUCAGGACGACGGGGCUGAUCGAUCGACUCCCGCCUCAGGUCGUGGCAAGACAGCCCAGAAACGUAAACGGUCUGUCAAAGACCUGGGGCCCAACAAGAAAGCUAAAAAGAUCGUGAAAAUUCGCAAGAUCAGUAAGCACCAACCUUGCUGCUUGUGUCCGAACGAUCUGGCAUGGGAAGAGCUACUACCAACUACGAAUGGUCUACGUGCUCACAGGGUAUGUGCUAUGUACACGCCCGAGACAUACAUCGCAACCAAAGAUGGUACUGAGAAAGUGUUUAAUGUUGAGAACAUCAGCAAAGCUCGUCUCGAUCUCCGAUGUCACGAAUGCAAGCAGAAGAAAGGCUCAUGCUUCCAGUGCUCGUCUGCCAAGUGCACUCGUGCCUACCAUGCGACGUGUGCUAUGCACGCUGGCGUUCAAGUUGACAAAGGCGAGAUCGCGGUGUGGCACGAAGGUAUCGAAUAUCGCGAUAUUGGCUUUGACUGGCGUUGCAAAUUGCAUCGAACUGUCAAGCGAACUCGCAUCACCAGCGACUUAUCAACCCUGAAUCACACUACGAGAUGGCUAGCUAACAAAGAGCUGCACGAACACAUCAUAGGCCUUGUGCCGGGUGACGCCAUCCAGUGGCAGGCUUCACACGGCGACGAAAUCCAGGCCGGAUUGGUCAAAUCGGCCUUUGACCCAGGCCAAAACUCCAUACUGGUUUCUGUUCUGCCAGAUGUGAAAACCAUUCGCGAAAUUGACCCUGCUUGGAUCUUGUUUGUUGAUAGUUCAACAUCCUGCCUGCAGCGACCUACAGCGAAUGCUCUAGACCUGCCAGAAGACUUGCAAGGUAAAACAGCGCAGGUACCGGGCUCCACCGAAAAGAAGCCUAGCGAGGGCGAUCCAUUCACCGAAGAGCCCAAAACAGAAUGGGCCGAAUUUGUUGUUGAACCUCCACCACACAACAAAUGGCAGAAGAGGACAGACUUGACCAAGCCUAAGCAGAUUUUCUACUACUUGGGUGCAACAUCCACUGAUACUAAAGCACAGUAUACUGCGGAUGCGUUUAAGCCCGUGUAUGAUCCGGCCUGCAAUUUUCUAGAAAAGGUCGAGCCGUCUCGUAUGGCCCCACCUCCACAACCAAAGAGACAUUCAUUGGCUGCUUCUUAUCCAAUGAUAUCUAAUGCUGCACGUAAUGCCACAAUUCAGUUCGUGGGACAACAGAUCAGACAGAACGUCUCACCGGUACCUCGUGCAACAAUGGGACCAAAGAGCGAUUCGAUCUUGAAUGCAGCAAGAGAGAAAGCGCUCGAGCUUGAACGGUCAGGCCUGCCUCCUAAAAAUCCUCAGUAUCGCGAUAUUAUGGCAGCUGCCGAAGCUAGAGCCAACGAGCAGGCUCGGAUCUUACAGCGUCAGCAACAAGCCUUUCAAUACUCAGGGCCAAGCCAGUACUCGAUCCCAAACAAUGGCAUUGGCAUCGACCAGUCUGCAGUUGCUCGACAGAAGCAAUUUCAACAGCAGGCUUCUCAACAGUCUCGAAGCAUGUCAACAGCCUCGCAGCAAGGCUCACCCCAUCACUCACCACCACUUCCACUGUAUACUACCAAUUCACCUAUGACAGCAUAUCGUCCUUACCACAAUGUCGCACCAACUUACUAUUCAAAUGAAAACGCUCGCUACGGCAUGAACGGCAGCUUCACGCCACAAUCUAUGCAAUUCACUCACGACUGGAUGAACCCGCCUGGUCGGUCGCCAACUUUCCCAAGUCCGGCCAUGCCGACAAUGGAAUCCAAUUCACCCGAACUCGGCUUCAAGCAGCCCGCGACCUAUACUCAGUCGCCAACCACGAUGCAGAGUCCGCCGAUGGUAGCCAGCAACAGUCCACCUCAACAAUCGCCAAUUGAGCAGAGGAAUUCUUUUUUAGGGGAUAGUGCCGUCAGUCGAGGCACUGGCGGCACCUCCUAUACCCCAUCCUUGAAAAAGGAAGCCUCAAGCAUAGAAUCCAACAGGACAUCAGGGUCCAAUCUACCACCUCCACGAACUCCCACUGAGAUCGAGCGCCAACGAAGAAUUAGCAAUCCAUCGUGGCCUUUCAAAAGUCCUGAACAAAUUAUGGCUCAGAAAGGUGAGCGUGAGAAGAACGACAGUCAGUCAUCAGGGUCAAGACCAGUAAGCCGACCAGGAAGUGGGUAUUCUACCAAGGCAUUUCCAAGUCCCAGAAUACCACCUCAGUACGGUCCCGAGCUGCAACCGCCAAUGUACAUUAAUCCAACAGCUACACAGCUGUCUUCAUCUGCUGCACCGGUGUCACAUAACCGCGCCAAAAGCAUGAGCGUGAGUGCUGGACUUGGCAAGAUGGGACCACCGGCUCAAUAUCCUGCUAUGCCACCAUUUCGUCGGUCAAUGUCUAGUAACAACCUGACUCCUAUGGAUGGCGACAUAAAGCGUGAACUUGCCGGUCUGCGACAAGAAUUCUUCAAUCAGACCAGCACUAUGUUGCCGACCCUGGGUCCUCACCCUAUGCCACCUCCGUCGAGAAGUAGAAGGUCAACUAUGAACAGUGCUGCUACACCACCAACAGUUGUUGCGCCUAUUGCUCCACCUUCCCCAGAACUUCAGUCUACGCUUGAAUCUCGACCAACAACUCGAUCUGGUACACCCACUAACGAUCGUCCUGUCCCAGAUACGAUAACAUCGUGGCACAGUCAUCCCGGAUUCUGGGGUAAGAUCGCCGCCUACUUCACUCACAAACACGACAGUGCAGCGACAAUAUACAAAUCACCCUUUGGAGUCCUCUCGAAUCCUGAUCUCGCUACCACUGUUGCAGGAAACGAAGCUCUUGGAAGAAUGCAAGGUGCAAGCACUAUUGGUAACGACGGUGGAUUAGCUGGUAGAUGGCUCAGCGACCUCGAAGACUCUAGAAGAGACUUUGUCGAGAGUUGGAAGAUCGAUCACCCUAUUGGCAUGCGACCGUGA